GACGAGGACUGGGAGCCCAAGCAGAUCACCUACGACGCGCUCAAGCCCAAGACGCUCGCCCCGAGCCCCGACACGGUGAUCGUCGACGUGCGCGAGCCCGCCGAGCUCCUCGAGGGCCACAUCCCGACCGCGCACAACCUCCCGCUGACGCACGUCCUCGCGGGCGGCUUCGCGCUCGACGCGCCCGCCUUCGAGGCGCAGUUCGGCUGGGCGAAGCCGCGCAAGGACCAGGAGGUCAUCAUCUACUGCAAAAAGGGCAAGCGCUCGUCCAUCGCGGCCGACUCGGCCAAGAAGGCCGGGUACACCAACAUCGUGGAGUACAGAGGCUCUUGGCUCGACUGGGCGACGCGCGAG
Messenger RNA from Phanerochaete carnosa HHB-10118-sp, 354 nucleotides. RefSeq lists its product as uncharacterized. NCBI's taxonomy places the organism in Eukaryota, Fungi, Basidiomycota, Agaricomycetes, Polyporales, Phanerochaetaceae. Gene Ontology annotation, molecular function: thiosulfate-cyanide sulfurtransferase activity. Gene Ontology annotation, cellular component: mitochondrion. The transcript is spliced from 3 exons. The annotation marks the transcript as partial. The record is from RefSeq and is a predicted model, not a curated record.